Triticum turgidum subsp. durum (durum wheat) is the source of this 1425-nucleotide messenger RNA. NCBI's taxonomy places the organism in Eukaryota, Viridiplantae, Streptophyta, Magnoliopsida, Poales, Poaceae. The record is from the annotation of a GenBank genome assembly.
AUGAACUACGGGCCCUCGGACAGCAGCGGAACUGAUGAUGACCUUCCACCACCAUAUCCGAAUAAUCCGAAUAAUAGGAGUAUACGAGGCAGCGGGCGUGCCAGUGGUAAUGGCAGAGCUAUUGUUCCUGUCAGUGGUAAUGGAAGGGCCAUUGCUCCUGCCAGCUCGUACCCUAGAGCCCAGACCGAUAUGGAAACACAAAUUCAACAGCUUGAGCAAGAAGCGUAUUGUGCAGUUCUGCGUGCUUUUAAAGCUCAGUCUGAUGCCCUCACAUGGGAGAAGGAGGGUCUGAUUACCGAACUUAGGAAGGAGCUAAGGGUAUCCGACAAAGAACACAGGGAGGUGCUAAACAGGGUCAAUGGUGAUGAUAUUAUCCGCAGCAUAAGGGAAUGGAGAUCAACAGGAGGCCUUCAGGCAAGCUUACCCAAUAAUCCUCAGCCUAUACAUCAUGACCCGGCGCCUAGCCCUACCACCUCUGGCCGUAAAAGGCAAAAGACAUCUCAAUCCGUUCCUCCCCUACCUGUACCGUCUCCUCCUGUUAUGCAUCCACAGCAGAUGGCUACACCAACACAACCUUCAUCUUCAGCAGCUAAAAAGGGAUUUCUGCCAGGCACUAAAGGCAAAAAGACAAAACCAGGCCAGAAGAUACCAGGGGGCUCUGCAGUCAAAUCUAUGCCACCUUCAGCAGGUCCCAGCGGAAGGGGACCACAUAUGAACAGAAACUUUCCUGGUCGCCCUGCUGCUCCUGAACCUUCUCAAGGACAGCAUCAUCUUAAUCCUUUAAUUGGUCGUAAAGUCAUGUCUCGGUGGCCUGAAGAUAAUAAUUUCUAUGAAGCCACUAUAACUGAUUACAAUGCGGAAAAGGACGUUUAUGCGCUAGUUUAUGACAUAAAUACAGCUAAUGAGACCUGGGAGUGGGUUGAUUUUAAAGAGAUAAAACCAGAAGACAUAAUCUGGCAAGGCGAGGACCCAGGAUUAUAUCAAGGAGGUCGUGGUGCUCCAGGUAGCGGGGGUAAGAAGUCAACUAGCCGUGUUAUGCCCACACCAGGUACAGGUAGGGGGAGAGGAUUCCAAAAGAAUGUGUCGAAGAAAGACUUUCCACGUUCGCAAAAUGGCGUUGGGAAGAGAAGUUCUGAUGACAUUGAUAUACUUCACACUGAAAGCCUGAUAAAAGAGGUGGAGAGGGUCUUCAGUGUUAGUCAUCCUGAUCCUUUGGAGGUAGACAAGGCAAAGAAAGCGCUGAAGGAGCAAGAACAGUCGUUGAUUGAUGCGAUAGCAAGGCUUGCUGAGGCAUCUGAUGGCGAAAGUGAUGAGCAGAACCGUGGCCGAAGGAUGGGGCCAUAUGGUGGGCACCCGCAUCAAGCAAACUAUGCGGAUGCCAUGGGUGUUGAUGGCGACCACAUGGUCGGAGGCGCUGCCACAUAA